GGUAGAGAGAGAGAAACUGGGGGCGUCUGGGGCCGCUGGCUGCCGGGGCGAAUGGCGCAGGAUUGGGCCGGCUUCUCGGAGGAGGAGCUGAGGCGGCUUAGGCAGAGCAAAGAUUCCUCUGGACCUCCGCGGCGCUUCCCCACAAAGAAGAGCCGGCAACAGCUUCAGCGAGAAAGGGCCCUUAGAGAACAGAGCCAGGGGCUUGGCCUCUGCCAUGGAGACUCUACAGUCCUGCCGAGACUCAGCUACCAGCACUCCUGGCCUUCCCCCUCAGCUCUUCCAGACACCGCCAUGCUCCCCUCUGGUACUGGGGAUGAGAAACCCAGGCAGCAUCAACUCCGGGAUCCAGGCCCUCAGAAUUCCUGUGAAGGUCCCACAAAUGAUGAGGUUUGCCCACCACAGCCAGACUGCAAAUCGGAGACAAAGAAAGUGGAAUUACAAGAAAAAUCUCGAUGGGAAGUCCUCCACCAAGAACAGCGGCUGAUGGAAGAGAAAAAUAAACGUAAGAAAGCUCUUUUGGCUAAAGCUAUUGCAGAAAGGUCUGAGAGAACUCAGGCAGAGACCUUGAAGCUGAAGCGGAUCCAGAAGGAGCUGCAAGCCUUGGAUGAUAUGGUGUCGGCUGACAUUGGGAUCCUCAGGAACCGUAUCGAUCAGGCCAGCCUCGACUACUCGCAUGCUCGUGGAAAGAAUGGGACCACCACUUGCCCAUAUCCCUACAGGAAGCGCUUUGACCGGGCAGAAGCAGAAUAUGUGGCUGCAAAGCUUGACCUACAGCGCAAGACAGAGACCAAGGAGCAGCUGACAGAGCAUUUGUGCACCAUCAUUCAGCAGAACGAGCUCCGCAAAGCCAAGAAGCUGGAGGAGCUGAUGCUGCAACUAGAGGUGCAAGCCGAUGAGACACUGGACGACCCACUGCAGACCAUGGAUGGGGAAGUGGGGGCACAAUUGUGCCCCAAUAGGCCUGCACCAUCCUCCAUGGGGAGUGAGGCUUUGGUUGAGACCAGGGAACUGCAGGCCCAGGGAGACGAACAGGGCAAGGGCCCCCAUAGCGUUUCCCUGGCCCACUGCGAGCACCCACAGACAGCGGCAGGAGCCCUCUAAGCUGCUCUGUUCACAUGUUGUGCCCACCGGGCAUCAUGCUGUGUCCUUUGCUCAAGGCCUCUUCCAAACCGAACCUGCCUGUGUCUAUGACUAGCUCUAGUUUGAUCAUCCCAAAGCCACGUGUUGUGAUCAUUUGACCUAGAGAGUCAUGGCUCCCUGGGACUGAACCAUCCCUCCAUUGUCUUCCUGCUGCUGGGUGAAAAUCAGCUACAUAGAGGGAUGAUUGAGAAGAGGAUUGGGUAGAGCAUCUGAGUCCGGUAAAUCCUCUUCAUAAUCUCAUUUACCCUCUCCAGAUAAAACUCAUUUACUCUCUCUAGGACAAGCCUUGAGAACAAGUGUGUUAUUUUAUGUAGCAGGUACAAAAGGCAAAAAUGAAGGUGAUAAAGAGAACUAGAACGAAGCAAGACAGUGAGCUGAAUGCAUGGCCUGUUUGGAUUUUUCUUGAGCUGCAUGACAGAACUGGAAAUUAGAGUUUUAUUAGGAAUACGACAUUGUGAUUCAGUAUUACAUCUUUCUUACUGACCACAGCAGCAGUACUUGAAGCUCUGGUGUCAGGGCACUUUGGCAGUGCUCAGGGGAUAUGCCAAGGGUUGAACCCAGGAAUCCUAUGGCACAGUGUGUUCCAGUCUUUUGUGCCAUUUCUCGGGCCCUGUAACAUCACUUUUUCUUUUUAUCUGUCUUUGACUUUGGUUUACUGCCCCAGUUUUGGUUCUUGUUCUUUGUCUCUCUUUCUCUCUCAUUCUCUCUAAGUGUUUGUGUACUUGACACACCCUAUAUAUAGGAUUUCCCAUUGAUGCCUUUGGAGCAUUGAUUGCACAAUAAAAAACAUUUCCAUGAUAAGGCUCUAAGUGAUGUUGCAAGUGUUCUUGCCACUUUUUAUUAAAGAUUUGUCACAUUUUCCUCUAAA
Messenger RNA from Suncus etruscus (white-toothed pygmy shrew), 2008 nucleotides. It is a transcript of the gene GORAB, whose product is annotated as golgin, RAB6 interacting. Lineage: Eukaryota; Metazoa; Chordata; Mammalia; Eulipotyphla; Soricidae. The transcript is spliced from 5 exons. The record is from RefSeq and is a predicted model, not a curated record. The coding region runs from base 52 to 1101 and encodes 349 amino acids. Gene Ontology annotation, biological process: non-motile cilium assembly.